AGCAGAAGCGAAUGAAUGUCAUAGUCUCCAGGAUGUUAGUGCAACACCUCGGCUGGUUCAAAGCGAACUUCAGCAAUUGCGUGGUGCAACAUCUCCUUCAUGAGCACUCCAUGGAAUCAGCACAAAAGAGUCUCCUGGUAAACCUUGGAAUGUUUUAGGAAAAUCCGAGUACAACCCAAGGGGCUAUUGGCAUCUAUGAGCGUCUACUGCAAUAUGUACCCAACGUCAACAAUAAACCUCUUCAGACUCUGGCUUUUGGCGAUGGUCUCAGUUGUGAACGGGGCUGUAGUGCCAUCAAAGCCGACUCAAUGGUCUUGAUGAAUGGGCACGACUUGGGGGUCUAGAGCCAUCAGCCCAAGAGUUUCACAAGGAGAUGCUUCUUUCACAAGAGCACUUUGAUGAAUUCUUCAAAAGAGCAAGUGGAGGUGAAAAGGGAACGCUUUUCUACUUGAAAAACUUAUGCAAUUUCCGAAAUGUGAAAGCAGACAUUAGUGACAACUUCUCGCAUUUCUGGGAGCUGAUGUGUCAAAACACUGAGGCAUUCGUCACGUUGCCGGCCAAGGAACUUUCAGGGAUUGAGAACACCUCAGAUCGUCCAGAAAACCCGCCAGUCGACAUAGAGACGGAGUCCAAAGAAAAGAGGAAAGAAUAUAUGGAUGCAAUAUGCCAGAAAAUAACGUCACACGUGUGGCAUCAACUUAACACCGAUGCACUGAAGGUAGAAGCAACGGGAAUUGAUGACUUGUCACUGUACUGCUGCAAUGAAAACUUUAUUGGGUGCGAGAAGAGGGGACAGUGUCUAAAGGGGCAAUGGUUUCACUACUCUUGUGCUGGUGUGGAUCCAGAAAAUCUGCCAAACACCUAGUACUGCAGCGAUGAGUGUCGAGAUAACAGUGAAGGUCCUUAUGCUCUUUGUUAUUGCUCCAAGAAUCUGGGAGAGGACG
Messenger RNA from Haliotis rubra (blacklip abalone), 944 nucleotides. RefSeq lists its product as uncharacterized. The transcript has a single exon. NCBI's taxonomy places the organism in Eukaryota, Metazoa, Mollusca, Gastropoda, Lepetellida, Haliotidae. The coding region runs from base 374 to 865 and encodes 163 amino acids. The record is from RefSeq and is a predicted model, not a curated record.